Molecule: messenger RNA, 438 nt
Organism: Musa acuminata AAA Group (dessert banana)
Lineage: Eukaryota; Viridiplantae; Streptophyta; Magnoliopsida; Zingiberales; Musaceae
Exons: 1
Coding region: 1-438 (145 amino acids)
Cellular component (GO): nucleus
Source: RefSeq, a predicted model, not a curated record
AUGAUCGAGAACAUGCAAGCCACGGACAGCAUGAGAUCUCGUCGGAACGCAGAGCUGCAGCCGCCGGUGAUCCGUGAGGAGUCCCGCAAGAUUCGCAAGCCCGUCGUCAUCCACCUGGUGUCGCCCACGGUGAUCCACGCGGACGCCGGCGAGUUCAUGGCGUUGGUUCAGCGCCUGACGGGGCGUGAUUCAUCGGCGGCCGACAUCGUCGGCGGAUCAUCGGGACCUGCAAAGGCAGCUUGCUUCCAAGGACGAAAGCGGCAGCUUCCGGUGCGGGUCAAAGCUCGAGCACUGAAACCCGUCGGCAAGGAGACCUCCUCAUCGUGUCAGCCGUCCGUUCCGCCGGCGCUGUUCUUGAGUGACUUGAGCCCACCAUGGUCGGGUGUCGCAGAGCUGAUCGCUGCGGAUCACCCAUUAGUUUACUCGAGUAAAUUCUAA